Messenger RNA from Ostrea edulis (European flat oyster), 408 nucleotides. RefSeq lists its product as uncharacterized. The transcript has a single exon. Lineage: Eukaryota; Metazoa; Mollusca; Bivalvia; Ostreida; Ostreidae. The record is from RefSeq and is a predicted model, not a curated record. The coding region runs from base 1 to 408 and encodes 135 amino acids.
AUGCCAUACAUCAUCGCAGAGGAAGAUUGGUUGUGCAUAUCAGCCGAGUUUGAAAGAGUCUGCAACCUACCACACGCUUGUGGUGCGUUAGAUGGCAAACACAUCAGAAUCAAGAAACUUGCUGGCUCUGGAUCGUUGUUUUACAACUACAAGAACUUCUCUGUUGUAAUGAUAGCUCUAGUAGAUUCGGACUAUAAGUUUAUUUGGUUGAAUGUUGGUUCAUAUGGAAGUUCUUCUGAUGGUCAGAUAUUCAGGGACUCAGAACUGCGACCAAAGCUGGAAGAAAGAACUCUGGGCCUUCCACCACCAUCUCACCUUCUGAAUGCUGACAGAGACAUCCCCUAUUUUUUAAUUGGUGAUGAUGCCUUUCCACUCAGAUCAUGGAUAAUGAAACCAUACUCAAGAUGA